AUGGCCGCAGCCGCUGCCGUCUGGUUCUCCGCCAUAGCCGCCGUCCUUCUGGCGGCCAGCACCAUCGCCGUGGUGGUGGUGGCGAAGAUGACGGGGAAGAGAAACGGCGGUGCGGCUGCAGCGGCGGCGGCGGCGGCGGAGGCGGAGCUGCCACUCCCGCCGGUGGUGAGCGGCGUUUCCCUGAUAAUUCCGGUGAUCACCAGGGGCCCCAUGGCUGUGGCCGACGAGCUGUACGUGAAGCUGGGGAGCGUCUUCACGGUGAGCUUCCUCGGGGUGGUGAAGGCGACCUUCCUCGUCGGGCCGGAGGUGCAGGGCGGCUUCUACUCGCGGCCGGAGUCGGAGGUCCACCAGGGCGGCACGUACAGGAUGACGGUGCCCAUGUUUGGGAGAGGGGUCAUGUACGACGUCGACGUGGCCACGAGGUCGGAGCAGAUCGCCGUCUGCUUCGAGGCGCUUAGGCCGACCAAGCUCAGGAGCAGCACGGUGACCAUGGUUCGUGAAACCGAGGAAUAUUUCGCGAAAUGGGGAGAGCAAGGCACGGUGGAUCUGAAACGCGAGCUCGACCUCCUCAUCCUGACGAUCGCGAGCCGCGUCCUCCUCGGCAAGGAGGUUAGGGAGACCAUGUUCGCCGACGUCGUGGCAUCCUUCCACGAGCUCAUGGACAACAGCAUGCACCUCAUCAGCCUCUGCUUCCCCAACCUCCCGAUCCCGCGGCACCGCCGGCGCGACACGGCGUCCGCUAGGCUCAAGGAGCUCUUCUCCCGUGCCAUCCAGCUUCGCCGCGGCUCCGGCCGCGCCGAGGACGACGUGCUCCAGCGGUUCUUGGAGUCCAGGUACAGGGACGGCCGCGCCAUGUCCGACAACGAGAUCACCGGCAUGCUCAUCGCCCUGGUCGUCGCCGGCCAGCACAUGAGCUCCAGCGCGAGCACCUGGACCGGGGCGUUCCUCCUCCGCGACCCCAAGCACCUGGCCGCCGCCGUCGACGAGCAGCGGCGGCUCAUCGGUGACGACCGCGUCGACUACGACGCGCUGACGACGGGGAUGAGCACGCUCCACCGCUGCAUCAAGGAGGCGCUCCGGAUGCACCCGCCGGCGCCGGCGCUCGUCCGCACCGUGCGCAGGGGCUUCGCCGUGUGGACCAGGGAAGGGAAGGAGUACAGGAUGCCGGCAGGGCACAGCGUCGUGUCGUAUGCCGCGUUCAACCACCGCCUCGGCUACGUGUACCGCGACCCCGACGAGUACGACCCGGAGCGGUUCGGCCCGGAGAGGAAGGAGGACAGGGUCGCCGGCAAGUUCUCCUUCACGGCGUUCGGGGGCGGGAGGCACGCGUGCCUCGGCGAGCACUACGCGUUCCUGAAGAUGAAGGUAAUAUGGAGCUAUUUGCUGAGGAAUUUUGAGCUUGAGCUGGUCUCGCCUUUCCCCGAGGUUGAACUCAACAACAUAAUGCUAGGGCCGCGAGGGGAAGUGAUGGUUAGAUACAAGAGACGGAAGCUGACAAGCACCUAGUGCAUUAAGUCGUAAUUACAGUCAAAAUUAUUUGAGAGCAGACGUACUCUUUACUACUACCUCCGUCUCAAAUAAGUGCAGCCAUGGUAUUCGUAU
Molecule: messenger RNA, 1602 nt
Organism: Oryza sativa Japonica Group (Japanese rice)
Lineage: Eukaryota; Viridiplantae; Streptophyta; Magnoliopsida; Poales; Poaceae
Product: obtusifoliol 14-alpha demethylase
Molecular function (GO): iron ion binding; heme binding; monooxygenase activity
Source: RefSeq, a predicted model, not a curated record